AACAUUAUCAGCUACUAGCUAGGACUAGGAGAAGGUGAAAUCCAUCGAUCUAUCUCUUUAGACUAAGAGGUCCAUGGAGGGGAGCGAGACACACGACCAAGCUCAUGUCCUUGUUGUGCCGUACCCAGUCCAAGGGCACAUAAACCCUAUGCUCCAGUUCUCGAAGCGUCUGGUCUCGAAAGGUGUUCGAGCGACGUUAGCUGUCACAGUUUACCUCUCCAAGUCCAUGCACAUGGAGCCAACUGGCCCGAUAGAGAUCGAUACCAUAUCUGAUGGCUAUGAUGAAGGUGGCUCGGCUGCGGCCGAGUCCUUCGAGGCCCAACAGAUGAAUCUUCAGGUGGUAGGCUCACGGACUCUGCAUUCGCUGAUCCAGAGAUUAGACGAGUCAGGGAAGCCUGUGCAUGCGGUCAUCUACGAUGGGUUCCUGCCCUGGGCCUUGGAUGUGGCCAAGGAGUGUGGAAAGCUUGGAGUGGUGUUUUUCACACAAACUUGUGCUGUGAACAACAUAUACUACCAUGUCAAGAAAGGGCUUGUUGAGCUCCCUCUCAAGGGCCCUAGAGUUUCAUUUCCGGGGUUGCCUCCGCUCGAUCCAUCCGAGACACCUUCCUUCAUCUAUAUUCUUGGAUCAUACCCGGCCAUCUACAACAUGGUCGUGGAUCAGUUUGUGAAUGUAGAAGAUGCGGAUUACGUGCUAUUCAACACAUUCUACGAGUUGGAGAAGGAGGUGGCUGAUUGGAUGAACUCUAACCUAUGGCCGUUAAAGACAAUAGGCCCGACGGUCCCGUCAAUGUAUUUAGACAGGCGGCUAGAAGAUGACAGAGACUACACCCUCAACCUCUUCAAGCCCAACAACGACGCCUGCGCAAGCUGGCUCGGUCGCAAGCCACCACGCUCCGUCAUCUAUGUCUCCUUCGGCAGCAUGGCCGAACUGCCAGCUCAGCAGAUGGCCGAGCUGGCCGCCGCCCUCAGCCAUAACCGCCACCGUUACAACUUCCUCUGGAUCAUCAGGGAGUCUGAGAUGCCGAAGCUGCCCCUGGAGUUCAUCAAGUCCACAUCUGAGGACGAGUGCGGGCUAAUCUUGCCAUGGUGCUCCCAGCUAGAGGUGUUGCGACACGAUUCUAUCGGAGGCUUCCUCACACACUGUGGACUGAACUCCGUCCUCGAGGCCAUUUGCGUCGGGGUACCGCUGGUGGCGGUUCCGCAGUGGACGGACCAGCCCACGAACGCCAAGUACGUAGAGGACGUGUGGGGGACUGGGCUGCGGGCUCGGCCCAAUAAGGAUGGGCUCGUCGGGAGAGAAGAGUUAGGGCUCUGCAUUGAAGAGGUGAUGGAGGGAGAGAAAGGGAAGGUGAUUAGGGAGAACGUGAAGAAGUGGAAGAAUUUGGCAAUAGAGGCAAUGGAUGAAGGUGGGAGCUCUGAUAGGAACAUCGAUGAAUUUGUAGCUAAAUUGUCGUCAUCCUGUAAGUAGGGCAUCGUAUGUGGUCGAUAGCCAGAAUAUCCGACGGGAGUAAUUUGAAUAUGUAUCGAAAUCCUAGUGUUGUCGGCUCAUUGUUUUUCCAUUGUCAGCGUAAACGAGAAUUGAUUAUGAUUCUACGUCUUAUAUUUUGUCGAAGCACAUGCCAAACAUUUCCCUGAUAGUUGUUAUCUGUCA
Messenger RNA from Punica granatum (pomegranate), 1651 nucleotides. Lineage: Eukaryota; Viridiplantae; Streptophyta; Magnoliopsida; Myrtales; Lythraceae. The record is from RefSeq and is a predicted model, not a curated record.